Hypomesus transpacificus is the source of this 1628-nucleotide messenger RNA. RefSeq names its product translocon-associated protein subunit alpha-like. Lineage: Eukaryota; Metazoa; Chordata; Actinopteri; Osmeriformes; Osmeridae. The coding region runs from base 74 to 925 and encodes 283 amino acids. The transcript has 9 exons. The record is from RefSeq and is a predicted model, not a curated record. Gene Ontology annotation, cellular component: endoplasmic reticulum; endoplasmic reticulum membrane.
CCCUCUUCUCAACUUUUCUUUCCUUUCUGACUGCUGAUGUGUACAAGUUACAACGUUCUAAGACAGAAUAAAAAUGAUUUAUUUUCAUUCCAAAUUACUACUUAUUUUUCUUCUGGCUUUUCCGUGUGGAUUGAUAGCCACUGGCCAGGUAUCUGCAGAUCAUGUUGAGGAUGUAGCCCCAGAUGCAGCUGUAGACGAGGAAGAGGAGGAGGAAGAUGAAGUGCUUGUUGAGGAAGAUCAGGUCGUGGGUUUGGAAACUGAAGAUGAUUUGGAUGAAGAUGCAACUAUUACUGAUGUAACCUUCCAUCCUGAUGCUGACACCACCAUCAUCUUUGUGACUGGCGAAGAGUUCCCAGCUAAUGAAAUUGUUAAGUUCCUGGUGGGUUUCACCAACAAGGGAAGCCAGGACUUUACUGUUCAUUCACUGGAGGCCUCGUUCCGUUACCCUCAGGACUUCCAGUUCUACAUUCAGAACUUCACAGCCUUGCCGCUCAGCACUGUGGUGCAGCCCCAGAAGCAGGCCUCCUUUGAGUACUCCUUUAUCCCAGCUCAGCCUAUGGCUGGACGGCCCUUUGGUCUUGUCAUUCUCCUCAACUACCAGGAUGGCGAGGGAAACACUUUCCAGACAGCCAUUUACAACCAGACUGUCACCAUCACUGAGCUGGAGGAGGGGCUGGAUGGAGAAACAAUGUUCAUGUAUAUAUUCCUUACUGGAUUGAUCAUCCUCAUGGCUUUUGGUAUUUACCAAGUGCUGGAGUCUAGGACGAGGAAGAGAGUCCCAGUGAAGGUAGAGACUGGUACUGGUGGAAUGAAUGAUGUGGACAUCAGCUGGAUUCCCCUGGAGACUCUCAAUGUCAUGAACAAGGCAUCCCCUAAAGCCUCUCCACGGAAACGCACCAAGAGAGCUGCUGGAACAGAUCAAUAAGCUACUCCAAGCAGCAAUCCUCGUCAAUGUCCUUUACACAGACAUGUCUUCAUCAGCUCCAACAACCUGGCCUCCCUCAGCCUUGGGCUAACCCAGUCACAAAACAAGUAUUAUGUCCUGACUUGAAGCAAAUGCAUCUGUGUUGGGUUUGUUGGACAGAUGACACAAGGGUUUACGAUGUGUCCAUUCAGACAUUUCUUCAACUGGACAUUGGCUAACUUUUAACCAACUUUUUUAAAAGGAUCUUUCAGUUUGUGAAUCACUGAUAAGUAAAAGAACGUGUAAACUAAACUGUGUUGAAUCAUUGAAGACACAAUGUGACACCUGGGCCUGUAGGCCCUACAAACAAAAAUGACAUGAUUUUAAUGUAAUAAUGUAAGUUGAAAUAUUUUGUCAUCCAUUCCUAAACUGUGAUGUCAUUGAAGGCUCAGGAUGUGAUUGUGCAGUAUUGUUUUCAAGCCAAGAUUUUCCGAGAACUCAGUUUGUUGAGUUUUCCGAUAUUUUUGUACUGCAUAGAUACCUUCCUGUGUUCUAUGUUGUAUUCCAGGCUAUUGUGUGGAAGGCCAUCAGGUUUUAAGCCAAGUUGUUUGCUCAGUUUAAUUGAUGUAGUGCUGCCAAGGUAUCAGGUCACAUGGCCUAUCAGCCAUUAAACACUUUACACACAUUUUUUUUUUCAACCAAAUAAAAUAUAUUUUGGGUUGUA